This is a messenger RNA of Nanorana parkeri, 1833 nucleotides long. RefSeq names its product zinc finger protein 84-like. The record is from RefSeq and is a predicted model, not a curated record. Bases 122 to 1726 code for a protein of 534 amino acids. The transcript is spliced from 8 exons. NCBI's taxonomy places the organism in Eukaryota, Metazoa, Chordata, Amphibia, Anura, Dicroglossidae. Gene Ontology annotation, molecular function: DNA-binding transcription repressor activity, RNA polymerase II-specific. Gene Ontology annotation, biological process: negative regulation of transcription by RNA polymerase II.
AGGGAUGACCACCUGCAGUGCCACACAGUAACAGGACCUGCUGACUAAGCCCUGGACCAGCAGAUCUGCAUUGCUGCCCACUGUGUGAUCUACAGUAGUGUCUGCAGACAACAGGUUGGAAAUGCCUCAUUGUUUUGCCUAUGGCUGCACGAACCACAGUGGUAAGCUUCCCUUGGCAGUCUCCAUGCACUCUUUCCCCAAGGAGCUGCCACUGGCAGAGACCUGGGUACAUCACAGUCGCACUGAUGUGGGCAAUGUGAAGGAGUUUGUGCGGGACAUCCUAAUGAAGAAUCCAGGGCAUUAUGUACUGUGUUCAGAGCACUUUGAAGAGGACAUGUUUGAUCUCGGCGGGGAUUCUCCUUUGAUUUCAUCUGAACCAAACCAUAAAAGGAUGAGACGAAAACUGAAGGUGAACGCCGUGCCCACGGUUUUUGCUACUGGUGCUCCUAAGCUGCGUAGGCAGGCAGCUUAUCACUUGAAAAUACACGAAAGAAAACAGUUAUUGGAUAACCUCCUUGAGCAGCAGAAGCGUCCAAAGUUAGAAGCAGACCAGGCAACCAGCCAGUCCACAACACAGGAUAUCACAGUGAACACGGAGACUGAUGGUGUAAACGAUCGUUCAAGGAAACCGCAGUUGUGGAGAAGAAAACUACUUCCUCACAAGUCCCAAUUUCUGAAGGAAAGCUUCAGCCGGGUCCCCCGAGCACUACAAAGAAAGACUCCAGCCACCCUGAACCGAAUAGCUGUAUACUUCUCAGAUGAAGAGUGGGAAAUGCUGGAAGAAUGGCAGAAAGAACUCUACAAGAAAAUCAUGAAAGAGAACUAUGAAUCCUUAAUAGCACUUGGUUACCCCACAGUCAAUCCAAACAUUUUACGGAAGAUCAAACAGGAGGAAGUUAUGCGCUACACAGCUUGUUCUUCAGAUGAUUUGGAACAUCCUGACAGCCCUACUACAGAUUAUGCCAGAAUGGAUUCUAAUCUUCUAUCAAGAAUAAAACAAGAUGAGGAUCAAUAUUUAUCGGCCAGCCCGGAUUCAGAAGGAGAAAUAAAUAGCUAUCAUAGCUCAUAUGAUAUCCCACUUAGCACUAACAUAAAAGAGGAAAACCUUGACAAAUGGAAUGGCCAGCUGAGCAUUCAAGAGCCUGUUUCUAUGACCUAUAACCUCUCCCAGUGUUUUAGUAAUGGUAGAAAUGGUGAAUUAUAUCCUGCGUCUAUGUGGAUAGCAAGAGAUGCAUCACCCAAUGGUUUUGUUAUACCUAGCUCUGAUGGAAGAUCAUUAAGCCCUAUCACAGCUGUUCAACAGAUAGACAGUCCUUAUAGCUGGUUCUUUUUUAAUAAAUCCUUCUUGAACUCUAACAUGGAAACCAAGCAGGGUAAACCAGGAGAGCUGAGGCCGUAUAAAUGCUCACAGUGUGAUAAAAGCUUUACUGUCAAGUCUAACUUGAUUAAACAUCACCGUAUUCACACGGGAGAACGUCCAUACAAGUGCACGCUCUGUUCCAAAAGCUUCAGCCGCAACUCGCACCUGAUCACCCACCAGCGCACUCACACAGGAGAGCGACCUUAUAAGUGUAAUGAGUGUGACAAGAGCUUUAUCCAGAACUCUGUGCUAAUCCAACACCAAAGGAUCCAUACUGGGGAGCGUCCCUUUAAAUGUGAGGAAUGCAAUAAGCGCUUCAGCCAGAAAUCCUGCCUCAUCCGUCACCAAAGAACUCACAAGAGAUAGUCUGCAAAAAGAUGAGCAAAGCAUGUUUGGCAUACAGGGAUGUUUACAUGUAUGAGUGUCAUGGGACAUGGCAGAAGCUCUCCGAUCGGACAAGAGCAAUAACAAUG